AUGAAAUGCAUCAUGACCAAAUCCGACCUGGUCACUGAGUUCUCCACCAUCUUCGUGGAAGUUCUGCUUUGUGGGGUAGACAUGACAGGUGGCAUGCCAGAUAUAAGCCUCAUGUUGCAGAAUUCUGUUGUUUCUCAGAUGAUGCAAAGCUUGCUUUCAAAUCCCCAGUAUAUGGAGCAGAUUGUGAGUCAAAACCCUCAACUUCGCAGUAUGUUCGAUUCUAACCCUCAAUUGAGGGAGAUGAUGCAGAAUCCAAAGGUGCUUCGUCAGUUAACUUCACCUCAAAUGAUGCAGAUUACAUAA
Messenger RNA from Lactuca virosa, 303 nucleotides. Lineage: Eukaryota; Viridiplantae; Streptophyta; Magnoliopsida; Asterales; Asteraceae. The record is from the annotation of a GenBank genome assembly.